Lycium barbarum (goji berry) is the source of this 2532-nucleotide messenger RNA. RefSeq names its product probable inactive ATP-dependent zinc metalloprotease FTSHI 3, chloroplastic. Gene Ontology annotation, cellular component: membrane; chloroplast thylakoid. Lineage: Eukaryota; Viridiplantae; Streptophyta; Magnoliopsida; Solanales; Solanaceae. The record is from RefSeq and is a predicted model, not a curated record. The transcript has 4 exons. Gene Ontology annotation, biological process: proteolysis. The coding region runs from base 274 to 2310 and encodes 678 amino acids. Gene Ontology annotation, molecular function: ATP binding; ATP-dependent peptidase activity; metalloendopeptidase activity.
AAAAAUAUUAAAGGAUCCCACAUUUUGGUUCACCUUACCCUCUCAUCCUCUAAUACCACAUUGCAAAAAUAAAUUUCUAAAAACCCAAAAUCUGCUCUUAUCUUCCCUCUCAAAGUUACUGCACUCUGCCAAAGCCUAAAAAAGUCUCCACCUUCAAUAUCAAACUAAUCAAAACCAGGUAUAUUUGUUCAUAUUAUUAAUCAAAACAUAAAUCUUUAGUGUUAGGUUCCAAGUUUCAUGGAACAACUCAUGUUCAUAUUGUAGGAAAAAAAAAUGGCAUCUUUCCCACUUGUUUCAAAUGACAGAUUAUUAAUUACUCACAAAAAAUGGAAACCCCAUAUUGGAAAUAAUUCUGAAUCUUUAAGUAGUUUCAAGAAUCAAUCUUGUUCAUUAACCAAUUCUUGUUUUACCUCAAAUUAUGUGUCUUUAUUGGGAUUUAGUAAUAGUAGGUACAAGAAAUGGAACCACCAUAUUGGAAAUUUUGAAUCUUUAAGGUGUUUCAAGAAUCAAUCUUGCUCAGCCAGAUUUUGUAAAUACAAGAAAUGGAUGGUCCAUUUUGGAAAUUGUGACCCUUUUAGGAUAUUAAAGAACCAAUCUUGUUCAUUAUCCAAUUCUUGUUUUACCUCAAGUAGUUAUGUUCCUUUAUUGGGGUUGAAAUAUAGGUUUGUUAAAUCCCAAAUUAGGUCACUGGUUAAUGAGAAGGGAGAUAUAGAAACCCAUUCGAACAAAACAGAAAGUACCGAUAUUCGUAGGAAGUUUUCGUUGAGAUUGAGACCAAGGUUAAGAUUGUUGUCAAGAAGGUUAAAAAGGGUAUCUGUUAAAUCUAUGUUAAAUGAUUUUGGGAAGUUUUUGAGAAAGAAUACAAGAAGAGUGACACUAUCAACUUCGAUUUCCGUUGUAUUGGGAUUGUGUUAUUUGUUUCUAAGAUUGACAGCAACUACUUCUCCAAAGGUUGUUCCAUAUUCAGACUUGAUUACAAAUCUUCAAGGUGGAACUGUUACAAAGGUUCAGUUUGAGGAAGGUACACGUCGUAUUUACUACAAUACAAACUUGUGGAAUCUUAAAAAUGUUCAGACAGGUGAAGAUAAUGAAAGCACAGCCGUCAUUGAGGAAAACAAAGAUAUUGAUAGCAACAAAGGUGGAAGGAAUGUAUUCAGUAAAAUAUCGAAAGCCAAAGGUUCUAGUUCGGCCCCUUUAUGGGAGUUUAGUACAAGGAAGAUUGAUCAUGAUGAAGGAUAUCUUCUUAGUUUAAUGAGGGAAAAGGGAACAGCAUAUGGUUCAGCGCCGCAAUCAGCGCUUAUGUCAAUGAGGAGCUUAUUAAUUACUAUGUUAUCUUUAUGGAUUCCUUUGACUCCUAUAAUGUGGCUUUUAUAUCGUCAGCUUUCGGCUGCCAAUAGCCCUGCAAAAAAAAGAAAGCCAAGUAACCAGCUGGUUGGCUUUAAUGAUGUGGAGGGUGUGGAUGGUGCAAAAGUGGAACUUAUGGAGAUAGUGUUGUGCCUGCAAGGAGCUAUAAACUUCAGUAAACUAGGGGCGAAGUUACCAAGAGGUGUACUGCUUGUAGGUCCGCCAGGUACAGGAAAAACGCUACUAGCUCGUGCUGUCGCUGGAGAAGCGGGGGUACCUUUUUUCUCUGUUUCUGCUAGUGAAUUUGUUGAAAUGUUUGUUGGAAGAGGAGCAGCUCGCAUUAGAGACCUUUUCAGCGUAGCAAGAAAAAAUGCUCCUUCAAUCAUUUUCAUUGAUGAACUUGAUGCUGUCGGAGGAAGGCGCGGCAGAAGUUUCAAUGAUGAAAGAGACCAAACUUUGAAUCAGUUGCUUACGGAGAUGGAUGGCUUUGAUUCGGACUUGAGUAUCAUUGUAGUAGCUGCAACAAAUAGACCAGAAGCUCUAGAUCCAGCACUAUGUCGGCCUGGACGCUUCUCGAGGAAAAUCUUAGUGGGGGAACCAGAUGAAGAUGGAAGGAGAAAGAUCCUGGCUGUACACUUAAGAGGAGUUCCCCUUGAGGAGGACCUGGAUCUUGUCUGUAACCUGGUUGCAUCUCUUACCCAGGGCCUUGUAGGCGCUGACCUUGCUAACAUUGUUAAUGAAGCUGCUUUACUUGCUGCUCGAAGAGGGGCUGAUUGUGUGUCAAGGGAAGAUAUAAUGGAAGCCAUAGAAAGAGCAAAAUUUGGGAUUAAUGACAAGCAAUACAACCAAAGUGCAAUAGGCAAGGAACUGGAAAAACUGUUCCCUUGGGUUCCUUCUUUUAUGAGGAGGAACAAUACCAGAAGUGAUUCAAUACAAGGACCUUUGGGGUAUCAAACACUUAGCUGAGAUGUAUGCUCUUAACCCUCAUCUGUAUAAUGUUUUUCUUUGGCAUGAUUCAUAGUGUAAUGCAAUGGAAAAAAUGGCCAGUGAUGAUUCAUAUAGCUGACCUCAACUUGUUUGAGAUUGAGAUAUGUUGUUGUAUCAAGAGUGUAAUGCGGAAACUUAUAGAUGAAAUUUUUGGCUAUUGUUAACCGAGAGUUAAUUGGAUAAAGAUUUUUUAUUCUUGUA